GGCUUUUUAUUGGUUUACGCGGGAAGCACGUGACAAGUGGUCUCAAUCGCCAUAUAAAGAGGACGCGGGCUGUCUCAAAACACAAAGGAGAAUAUCCAAAUACCACAACAACACGCCAACAUGAAAUUCGCCGUGUUUUGCAUCAUGGCAAGCUUGGUUAUGCUGGAGGUUUCUGCCCGGGGUCGUGCUGGCUGCAAACACCUAAUCAUCUGCCCUUUCAACUACGCACCAAUUUGCGGCAAGAACAGCAAGGGCGAACUCAAAACCUUCUCCAACCAUUGCAGCAUGAGGGCUCGGAACUGCAACGGCAUAAAUAAUUUUGUGUACGUGAAGACUGGUGUAUGUUAAUAAUUCCAAGAUGCAUUAUUCCCUCUUGUGCUAAUACAGUAAUUAAAUUUUUGAAAACAUGAUUUUUUAUUCAUUAUUUGAAAGAAAUAAAUCCGUUUUGCUAAUU
Messenger RNA from Neocloeon triangulifer, 454 nucleotides. RefSeq names its product vasotab-like. Bases 121 to 348 code for a protein of 75 amino acids. Gene Ontology annotation, molecular function: protein binding. NCBI's taxonomy places the organism in Eukaryota, Metazoa, Arthropoda, Insecta, Ephemeroptera, Baetidae. The transcript has 3 exons. The record is from RefSeq and is a predicted model, not a curated record.